AUGCCUAUAUCUCCAGUGCUUGUUUCUCACAAUCUAUCACCAUCAAUGGACGCUUCAUCCGAUGAAACAUCAGCACCAUCUGACGAUGAUGUAUUUAAAAUAUUAAUAACAACUGAUAAUCAUUUGGGUUAUUCCGAACGUGAUGAUGAACGGUCACGAGAUUCAGUGACAACAUUUGAAGAAUGUUUGCAAAUAGCAAAAGAUCAAAAUGUUGACCUUAUAUUAUUGGGUGGUGAUUUAUUUCAUGAAAAUAAACCAUCGAGUCAUGUAAUGUUAGAAUGUAUUAGUUUAUUACGAAAAUAUUGUCUAGGUGAUAAAACAAUUGAAUUUAAAUUAGUUAGUGAUGAAAAAAUUAAUUUUUCAUCAAAUCAGACGAAUUCAUUUCCAUGGGCAAAUUUUAAAGAUCCAAAUUUGAAUGUUUCAAUACCGGUAUUUUCAAUUCAUGGAAAUCAUGAUGAUCCAUCAGGUGCUAAUCCAUUAUGUCCACUCGAUCUGUUAAGUUCAUGCGGUCUAGUGAAUUAUUUUGGAAAUGUUCAAGUUUUAGAAAAUAUUAAUAUAAAUCCAUUAUUAUUUCGUAAAGGUGUAACAAAUUUAUCCAUUUAUGGUUUGGGUUCAAUACGUGAUGAACGUUUACAUCGAAUAUUUCUUAAAAAUCAAAUUAAUUUAUUACGUCCAACUAAUACACCCGAUGAUUGGUUCAAUAUAUUUGUUAUACAUCAAAAUCGUGUAGCACAUGGUCCAAAAAAUUAUAUACCUGAACAAUUUUUACAUGAAUUUUUGGAUAUUAUUAUAUGGGGUCAUGAACAUGAUUGUCGAAUAACACCAGAGUUUAAUACUGUGCAAAAUUUUUACGUGAUACAACCAGGUAGUUCAAUAGCAACAUCGUUGAGUGAAGGUGAACAAUUACAAAAACACGUUGGUAUAUUGAAAAUUUAUA
Didymodactylos carnosus is the source of this 937-nucleotide messenger RNA. The record is from the annotation of a GenBank genome assembly. NCBI's taxonomy places the organism in Eukaryota, Metazoa, Rotifera, Eurotatoria, Philodinida, Philodinidae.